AUGCUCCACUUCAACCCUAGCUCCCUCUUCUUCCCGUCAAAACCCAGUUCUGUAACUCAGCUCUCGCCGGCCGGUCCCACUUUUUCCCGCUGUUUUGCAGUCGGAGGCGACGUCCCCGCCGGGCCAGACUUCCCCAGGUGGUUCCCCUUCAUUUCUUCUUCUUCUGCUGCUGCUGAUGCCGCGGGCAUCCGGAUUGGGAAAGACUCCGACGGCGGCGGAGGAGGAGUUGGUUACGGCUCCGGUGGAGUGGACGGCGGCUUGUCCCAGAGGUUGAACGCGAGGGAGAAGAAAUGGUCGAGGAAUAGAGAUAGCUACUUGGUGGAUGAUGAGGAUGUGCUCCCUCUUCCCAUGUCUUAUCCCAAUACUAAACCCGUCACCCCAGAGGAGAUUGAUAAGCGAUUGAGAUGUGACACUGAAAUUGAGGAUUGCAGGGAAGUGGUUUAUGAAUGGACUGGAAAGUGCAGGAGUUGCCAAGGGUCAGGGGAUGUCAGUUAUUUUAACAAGAGAGGGAAGGAGGUUAUCUGCAAAUGCGUGCCUUGCCAAGGGAUCGGAUAUGUGCAGAAGAUUACUGCUCGGAAGGACAUUGAAGUAAUGGAGAACUUGGACAACGGAAAGCCACCAUGAGAUCGAUCAUCGUGUUUCUUUUAGGUUCAGACUUCAGAGUAUACUUCCCAUGAAUUCUGGUUUUCGUACAGAACUAUAUAGAGAUUGACAAGCAUAUCUUGACAUGGAGAAUAUAGGGCAAAAAGUGAUGGGCAAAGGGCUUCAAAUUUGUUAACCUUUUUGAAAAGGAAUCUAUUCUUUCCGUUGAGCUUCUUCAACCACAGCUUUCUUUUUCCAUAUGUACAUCUCUUGAAGAGGUUCCUCGCAGGUUGAUCUCAGGAAUAAAAGAAAGCCCUCUUUACUUUAUUCUUUGCUUUCCACCUUCCUUUAUAAAUAUGCAUGGAG
Linum tenue is the source of this 948-nucleotide messenger RNA. NCBI's taxonomy places the organism in Eukaryota, Viridiplantae, Streptophyta, Magnoliopsida, Malpighiales, Linaceae. The record is from the annotation of a GenBank genome assembly.